AUGAGCGUACCCGCAUCGCCUACGCUUGUCAAUGGAGUACCCUCUCGAGCACAGACACCCUUUAUCCGCGCCUCAUCGCCCUCACCAUCUAUCAAACUCAGUCACGCAUCGGACGAACAAGAAUUUGCCACACGUCUGAUCUCGGCUAUCCGUGUCCCUGUCGACUUCACAGAUAUCCUUGUCGCCUUACAAAAUCGCCCGCAAGAUCGACAAGCGGUGGUUUCCAUGCAACGAGCGUUAGAAAUGGUUGAGUGGAUGCAGACAGCCAGACAAGAGCUCAUCGCAGCAGAGGAAAGGAUGAGUAGAGCCCGAACCAGAGUUGACCAAGUCUGGUCGUUGAUGCGCAGUACGGUCACUCGUACAGCACAGGAGAUUUGGAGGGAGCAUGGGGACGAAGACAUCGGACACAUCCUCGGAUACACCACUAAUGGAAUACCCGCAUCCACUCCUCUGGACGAUCUCCAUUAUCGCAACCAUCUUUCUCGACCGCAUCCACUUCUUCACAUCGCAGUCAUCCCUACAGGGAUGGACAUAUCCCCGAACAAGGAUCACGAACCAACCGGCGGACAUGCUACAGAUGCGGAGGAGAUCAUUAUGUCCGCGACUGCCCCCGACGACGAUGAAAAUCACAAUAUUUCUUGUGGGACAAGAAACGUUAGACGGGAGCUGAUGUUACAACGCUCCUCACUUGUGGCGCAUCUUUUCUUUUCCUUUUCCUUGUUCCCUUUACGUUACCAGACCACGUGA
Messenger RNA from Sparassis crispa, 747 nucleotides. RefSeq lists its product as hypothetical. The coding region runs from base 1 to 747 and encodes 248 amino acids. The transcript is spliced from 2 exons. Lineage: Eukaryota; Fungi; Basidiomycota; Agaricomycetes; Polyporales; Sparassidaceae. The record is from RefSeq and is a predicted model, not a curated record.